GUGAGCUGUAAACGACAAAGAAAUAAACGCAUGUAUAUCUGUGAUGUCAGUUUAUUUCUGAAACAGUCUCUCUGUGUCCCUCUAGUGGAUGCAUCUAGUGAGUCAAAGGAAAAAACACCUAAUAAAGUGUAUUAAUAAUUCCGUGUGUGCAUAUCUUACAUGAAGCAUGUCUGUAAAUAAAUAUAAAUGCAUUUAUUUUUCACUGUUAUUAAGCAAUUGUAAAUCUGAUUCUGUUGCAUCACCGUUUGAGCUCGUGCCCAGUUUCGUUUCUGCAGAAGUCCUGCCUCUCACAGAACUACAGUCCAACAUCAUUACAAACGUGUCACACACUCACAGCAAGGCGUUUAAUACUGAACUGAGAAACCAAACUACACGACAUGAUCAACCAAGUCCCAUUCACCAACAUUGAUCUCUGGACCAGGAAGGACUUCCUACAAUAUUCCCAUCAGCUCACUCUGGAUCUGAACACAGUGAAUACACUCCUCUCUCUGUCUGAGAACAACAGAGUGAUUACUGACACUGACACAGAUCAGUCGUAUCCUGAUCAUCCAGACAGAUUUGAUGCGUGGUGGCAGGUGUUGUGUAGAGAGAGUGUGUGUGGACGCUGUUACUGGGAGAUUGAGUGGAGUGGAUAUGUGUAUAUAUCAGUGUCAUAUAAGAGCAUCAGCAGGAAGGGAUGGGGUGAUGAGUGUGGGUUUGGAUGGAAUGAUCAGUCCUGGAGUUUGUGCUGCUCUCCCUCCAGAUACUCAUUCAGACACAAUAAGAUAAAGACUGUUCUCUCUGUGAAGCCCAUCAUCAGGAGAAUAGGAGUGUUUGUGGAUCACGGAGCAGGAACUCUGUCCUUCUACAGCGUCUCUGACACAAUGAGUCUCAUCCACACAGUCCAGACCACAUUCACUCAGACGCUCUAUCCUGGGUUUUGGGUUGAUGGAGGAUCAUCAGUGAAACUGUGUUGAUGAAUCAGAAUAGAUUGAUGAGAGAUUUUAUCCCUAAUGCUUUGAGCUGCGUGAUGAUUCAGCAACAGUGAGAUGUUUAAGAGUAUUCUCUCUUCAUGACAUCAAUACUGCAGCUGAACUUCUCUCAGUGAAAUUAACAUUUAUUAAUUUAGCUGACGCUUUUAUCCAAAGCAGCUUACAACUGCUAUAUAUGUCAGAGGUCAUCAUAUACUACUUUCUCUUGUACAGUAAUUUCUCAUACCCUUUUUCCCUAUUAUUCAAUAAAGAUAUUACUUAAUAUGAAAACUCUGUUUUUUUUUAUGUGCCUUUAGUUUUAAUUUACUUUUUAUUUAAGUACCACAUGUAAUUUAAGUUAUAAAUAAACCCAUCAAUGGUCUCUAAAUAUAAAUGUCUUUUAUUAACAGCACUUCACAUUUUACAGACCUCAAUUACUUUUUAAAAUCUCCAAAAUAGCUCUGCUCAAAACACUAGAAUAUGGAAAUAAUUAUUACUGUACCUUCUGAUCAUACUCAGAAAAAUCGAGUUAAUUUUUACCCCAUUUGCAAACAUUUGUUCUUGUUUUAUGAAUUAACUCAUUUUAUUUGGUUACAGUUUUCAAAUUUUUUACAAAUAUAAU
This is a messenger RNA of Carassius auratus (goldfish), 1572 nucleotides long. RefSeq names its product stonustoxin subunit alpha-like. NCBI's taxonomy places the organism in Eukaryota, Metazoa, Chordata, Actinopteri, Cypriniformes, Cyprinidae. The record is from RefSeq and is a predicted model, not a curated record. Bases 378 to 956 code for a protein of 192 amino acids. The transcript is spliced from 3 exons. Gene Ontology annotation, molecular function: protein binding.